This is a messenger RNA of Daucus carota subsp. sativus, 2094 nucleotides long. RefSeq names its product cytochrome P450 86A22. Gene Ontology annotation, molecular function: monooxygenase activity; oxidoreductase activity, acting on paired donors, with incorporation or reduction of molecular oxygen; heme binding. The transcript has a single exon. Bases 186 to 1823 code for a protein of 545 amino acids. Lineage: Eukaryota; Viridiplantae; Streptophyta; Magnoliopsida; Apiales; Apiaceae. The record is from RefSeq and is a predicted model, not a curated record.
UUUUCAACAUAAAGUCGGCCCACCCAUAUUAAUUAAUAGCCUCCAUUUCUACUUCUCCCUCCUUUAUAUACUCACUCUUUUCCUCUCUUGUUGAUCCAUCUUUCUUUCACUCAUUGCAGCAUUCCACAUUGCUCUAAAUUCUCACUUUUCUUCGAACAAAUUUGGAGAAAGGUGGUUUUGAUUCGAUGGAUGCAUCAACGGUUAUGAUGGUGCUGGCGAUGAUCGCGGCCUAUUUGAUGUGGUUUAGGACAAUGGUGAGGCCGUUGAAGGGACCGCGUGUCUGGCCUAUAGUGGGAAGUCUUCCGGGAUUGAUUGAGAAUUCGAAUAAGAUGCAUGAUUGGAUUGCUGAGAAUUUGCGCGCGUGUGGUGGCACGUACCAGACCUGCAUAGCCGCGGUGCCCUUCUUGGCGCAGAAGCAGGGGCUUGUGACGGUCACGUGUGAUCCGAAGAAUUUGGAGCAUAUAUUGAAGAUUCGGUUUGAUAAUUAUCCGAAGGGGCCGACUUGGCAAGGGGUUUUUCAUGAUUUGCUUGGUGAAGGGAUUUUUAAUUCUGACGGUGACACGUGGAAAUUCCAGCGCAAGACUGCUGCGCUGGAAUUUACCACCAGGACAUUGCGACAGGCAAUGGCCAGGUGGGUGAGCCGAGCCAUUAAGAAUAGGUUUUGUCCUAUUCUUAAGACGGCUCAGCUUGAGGGCAAGCCGGUUGAUUUACAAGACCUCUUGCUUCGGCUUACUUUUGAUAAUAUAUGUGGUUUGGCUUUUGGUAAAGACCCGGAGACUCUGUCUCCGGGCUUACCUGAGAAUCGCUUUGCGUCGUCUUUUGAUAGAGCCACGGAGGCCACGUUGCAGCGCUUUAUAUUGCCCGAGAUGAUCUGGAAGCUGAGGAGAUGGCUCCGCCUUGGAAUGGAAGUCAGUUUGAGUGAGAGCAUUGGACAUGUGGACAAGUACUUGACCAAUGUCAUCAAUACACGUAAGCUUGAACUGAUUAGUCAGCAAAAUGGUGGCGGUGUUGUCCCACACGACGACCUGCUGUCGCGGUUCAUGAAGAAAAAGGAGUCCUAUACUGACCAAUUCCUCCAGCACGUGGCACUCAACUUCAUCCUAGCUGGGCGUGACACGUCAUCUGUGGCGCUGAGCUGGUUUUUCUGGCUGGUGACAAAGAAUCCGAGAGUAGAAGAAAAAAUUCUGACAGAGAUAUGUGCUGUCCUGAUGGACUCGCGUGGCAAGGAUACAUCCAAGUGGCUUGAGGAUCCGUUAGUGUUUGAAGAAGUUGACAGAUUGAUAUACCUCAAGGCAGCAUUGUCAGAGACUCUAAGGCUAUAUCCCUCUGUCCCGGAGGACUCAAAGCAUGUCGUCUCGGACGACAUAUUGCCUGAUGGCACUGUUGUUCUAGCAGGAUCAUCAAUCACAUACUCAAUCUACUCAUCUGGCCGGAUGAAGUACAUAUGGGGCGAAGACUGCCUUGAAUUUCGACCAGAGAGAUGGUUAACUGCAGACGAAACCAAAUUUGAAACCAAAGACCAGUUUAAGUUUGUUUCUUUUAAUGCAGGCCCAAGAAUCUGUUUAGGCAAGGAUCUGGCGUAUCUGCAAAUGAAGUCUAUCGCAGCAGCACUACUUUUGCGCCAUCGCCUGACAGUAACAGCUGGCCACCGCGUGGAACAGAAGAUGUCACUGACAUUGUUCCUGAAAUACGGGCUCAAGGUCGAUUUGCACCCUAGGGACUUGACUCCUAUCGUAGCCAAGAUCGGAGAAAACUAUGCAUGCAUGGGCAACACACGCGAUGAGGAGCUGGAAUAUGUCCAGCUCGUCGCUGAGGUUGCUUAAGAUCAUCCCUGAAUAUGCUCUCUUCUCCAAAUAUUCACAGAACUACUAUAUAAUCUAAAAUGUAUUUACUUAUAUUUGUAUAUUUAUAAAGUACAGUGACUGUGGCUCUGUUGAUGAUCUUCUUGUCAGACAUGAGUUCCAUUAAUCAUGGACCAGGAGCCAUGUCUGUCAGAAGUAAUCAUCAACAUCUCCUGUCAUGUUUGAAUAUUUCUGCAGCAUACAACUUCUCUGUGUACUACAUAAUUGUCAUUUUCACAAGAUUGUUUUUUCA